This is a messenger RNA of Rhipicephalus microplus (southern cattle tick), 1794 nucleotides long. RefSeq lists its product as uncharacterized. The record is from RefSeq and is a predicted model, not a curated record. Gene Ontology annotation, molecular function: monocarboxylic acid transmembrane transporter activity. Gene Ontology annotation, biological process: transmembrane transport. Lineage: Eukaryota; Metazoa; Arthropoda; Arachnida; Ixodida; Ixodidae.
AACGGGACCGCAGUGCGGCAGCGGUCGACGCCAAGCGCGCAACAAUCGCGCCAUGGACUCGCCGAGGAGCUGGCUCGUGGCCGUGGGCUGCUGCUGGGUGAACGUCUUUUCGUUCACCAUGAUUCGAUCCACAGCCGUGGUGUACGUGAGCAUCAUUGAGACCUUCAAGACGACGCGGGAAGAGGCCGCCUGGCCGGUGACCCUGGCAGUUACCUGCUACUUUACUGCAGCCCUGAUAGCCGGCAUACUUGCGAGGCGUGUGGUCGUUUGGAAGAUCACCUUCACCGCGUGCCUUGUCGCUGCUAUCGCGGUGUCCUUGUGCUUCUUUGCCACCGGCGUCACGUACCUUGCCCUUCUGUACGGAGUCGUUUACGGACUCAGCGUAGGCCAGCUGUCUUUGUCAAGUACAGUGAUCAAUCAGCACUUCACCAAGUAUCGAGCUGUGGCCUCUGGACUCAACAUGGCCGGUUUCUCCAUAGGCGGUCUCGUCUUUCCGCCCACGGUUCAGUUCUUCUUCGACGAGUUCGGUUUCCGAGGUGCAUUCCUGCUCGCCGGCGGAACCAUACUGAACGCAACUGCCGGCACACUGCUGCAGCGCAUACCGGCGCCGAAACAGCCUGUUCAGUCGACGCAAAAAACGGCGGAUGGGACUAAACACAACCUCCAGAAUUCGAACGCUGUGGAGGCGGCGAACAAGUCACCAGCAACCAGCGGAUCGCUGCAGAGUAAAAAUGAGGUGUCAUUCAUACCGGAGCACAACUGGAAGGGAGGCUUGGAAAAUGCAGCUUUUGAGUCGAGUGAUUCCGCCGACGGAACAAUAUCGACGGAAAAUGUGCACGCGAUUACACGCAGCGCACGAUGUCUGAGCGUGAACGAAAACUUCACUUGGGGACGGUAUUCCCCAGCAACAAAGACGAGAGCUAGCUCGUCGGGGGAUGCAGUGGUUACCGUACGAAAUGUUCUUCUCGAAGGUGACGCUGCCGCCAGAGAAGACAUUUGCCACGGACCUCCGACGCGUACACUUCCUGUGCAUAAGCCAGAACAAACUCUUAACGCAGAACAGUGUUCCAGCAAGCUCCCAGUAGCUUCUGUGGAGCUGCCUACUACGGAAGCGGCCCAUAGUAUUCCUGGAGGUGCCAGGUCGGCCCUUCUGGCGGCUAAGGAACUCUUCAGUUUCCUCGCACUCGCCAAAUACUACGUCGUGGUUCUGUCUAAAAUGGUUAUCGUCAUGAACUCAAUGACGUUUUCCACAGUUAUCAUCGACUUCGCCAUGGACCACGGCAUAAACAGAUGGAGGGCACUCACUCUAAUCUCGGCGUAUACCGGGAUGGACCUUACGGCAAGGCUGACUUCGGGAUGGAUCACAGACAGGAAAUUUUUAUCCAGGAAGGCGUUGAUGGCGUUUUGCAUGACGGUCUGGGCGGCCGCUAACUUUUCCUUCGCGUUUGGCGAUUCCUACGUGCUGCUCGUGAUCGUGUCCGGAGUGGCGGGCUGGUGCAACGGAUCGACGCUGCCACUGAUCCCGGUAUUGUACAUGGAGGUGGUGGACAUUGGUCGCUUCAGUGUUGCCUACGGACUGAGCUCCUUCUUAGUGGGCUUGACGGGACUGCCGAGGCCAGCUUUAACAGGCUACUUCAGAGACAACCUGGGAAACUAUUCAGGCCUUUUUCUUCUGACCGGAACGUGCAGCACGCUGUCGGCGUUGCGAUGGACUUAUGUGGCCUUGCAAGAAAAGUGUUGCAGAAGCCGACGACAGAGCGAAUAAAACGAGUACAGAACCUGAGUGUGCUCCCA